Messenger RNA from Macroventuria anomochaeta, 537 nucleotides. RefSeq lists its product as uncharacterized. NCBI's taxonomy places the organism in Eukaryota, Fungi, Ascomycota, Dothideomycetes, Pleosporales, Didymellaceae. The transcript has 2 exons. Bases 1 to 537 code for a protein of 178 amino acids. The record is from RefSeq and is a predicted model, not a curated record.
AUGUCGACCAACAAGGACCAGACUUCCACUGCUCAGAGCUACCUCGACCAGGCCACCGGCGCCGUUCAGGGCGCUCUCGGGUCGCUGACCGGCAGCACCGCUGAUAAGGCUCAGGGCGAGAACCGCAAGACCGAAGCCGCCGUCGAAAAGGACCUCUCCCACGCCACCGCAAAGGCCGGCCCCUUCACAACCACCGCCUCGGGCGGCAUCGCAAAAGACCACCCGAACCGCAGCGCCGGCAGCUGGAACCAGAACGUCGGCGCGCUUAAGGAAAGCAUUGGCGGCUUUGUCGGCGCCGAAGGGCUCAAGCAGGAGGGUGUUCGUCAGAAUGAAGAAGGAAAGGAGCAGGAGGCGCAAGGCCAGCUGUCAGAUCUCGGUAAGGGCGUACAAGACCGCAUUGGAGGUACCAUCGGUGGAGCGGUUGCGGGGUUGACGGGGAAUGAGGCGCAGAGGGCUGAGGCUCAGAGGCAGCACGAUGAUGGGAAGGCGAGGCAGAGAGGGGUUGAGGCAGAUUUGCAGAAGCAGGUUCCUCAGUAG